Zophobas morio is the source of this 1699-nucleotide messenger RNA. RefSeq lists its product as uncharacterized. The coding region runs from base 94 to 1689 and encodes 531 amino acids. Gene Ontology annotation, biological process: proton transmembrane transport; proton motive force-driven ATP synthesis. The record is from RefSeq and is a predicted model, not a curated record. NCBI's taxonomy places the organism in Eukaryota, Metazoa, Arthropoda, Insecta, Coleoptera, Tenebrionidae. Gene Ontology annotation, molecular function: proton-transporting ATP synthase activity, rotational mechanism; ADP binding; ATP binding. The transcript is spliced from 7 exons.
GCCGAUUUUGAGAUCAAUAUAGUAUUUUCUUUUCCACAUCCGUUUGAAUAAAUAAGUAUAUACCAAUUUUAUCGCUCUCACUUUAUUAUUAUUAUGUUUCGUGCCUUGAGAAGAGUUACUUCGCUUACCGCUCGUCUGUAUCACUCUAGUUAUACUCUAUCAGCAGCGGCCCCUUCCACUUCUGAAAUUACGUCCAUUUUGGAAGAACGCUUGCUGGAUAAAACACCUUCUUUCAACGUUGAGGAAACCGGCCGCGUUAUCUCUAUUGGAGAUGGUAUCGCCCGCAUCCACGGUCUAACAAAUGUACAAGCAGAAGAGAUGGUGGAGUUUUCCACGGGCUUAAAGGGAAUGGCGUUGAAUUUAGAACCUGACAGUGUCGGUGUUGUGGUGUUCGGUAACGACACGGAAAUUAAGGAAGGCGAUCUUGUAAAACGAACGGGCCAGAUCGUGGAUGUACCUGUGGGUGAAAAUCUUCUUGGGCGUGUCGUUGAUGCUCUUGGCAAUCCCAUAGAUGGCGGAGCACCCAUAACUGGAAAACGCAAGAGAGUUGGUGUCAAAGCUCCUGGAAUUAUGCCCCGGAAAUCUGUUCACGAGCCUGUCCAGACAGGCCUCAAGUGCAUUGACACGUUAGUACCAAUAGGGCGAGGGCAGCGCGAGCUAAUCAUAGGCGAUCGCCAAACUGGGAAAACCGCCGUUGCACUCGACACUAUUUUAAACCAAAAGAGGUUUAACGAGGCGGCCGACGAAAAAAAAAAAUUGUAUUGCGUGUACGUAGCGGUGGGCCAGAAGCGCUCGACGGUGGCACAGUUUUUAAGCGCUCUUAAGAAAAAUGAUGCUCUGAAGUACUGCACGAUUGUGGCAGCCACCGCCUCCGAUUCCGCUCCGUUGCAGUACUUAGCUCCGUACUCGGGGACGGCUAUGGGAGAAUAUUUCCGUGAUAACGGAAAGCACGCGUUAAUUGUCUUCGAUGAUUUAUCUAAGCAAGCUGUGGCGUACCGACAAAUGUCACUACUACUACGCCGUCCGCCUGGGCGUGAGGCUUAUCCAGGAGAUGUUUUUUAUCUCCACUCUAGGCUUUUAGAACGAGCAGCGAAAAUGUCGGACAAGCACGGCGGGGGAUCUCUCACUGCUCUUCCUAUCAUUGAAACUCAAGGAGGGGACGUCUCCGCUUAUAUCCCCACCAACGUCAUUUCGAUAACGGACGGACAAAUCUUUCUGGAAACCGAACUAUUUUUCAAAGGAGUUCGUCCGGCCAUAAACGUCGGCCUGUCGGUUUCAAGAGUGGGCUCAGCUGCUCAGUUGAAGUGCAUGAAGCAAGUGUCUGGCACCAUGAAACUGGACUUAGCCCAGUACCGCGAAGUCGCCGCCUUUUCUCAGUUUGGCUCUGACCUGGACGCGGCUACCCGAGCACAGUUGGCCCGCGGCUCUCGUCUGACUGAGCUUCUCAAGCAGAAGCAGUACAGCCCGAUGGCGGUGCCGGACAUGGUGGCGGUAGUGUAUGCUGGCACUCGAGGUUUCCUUGACCAGCUCCCUUUGAACCGCGUGGGUGAGUUUGAAGAAAAGUUUCUGGACUUCAUGCAUUCCAGUGGCAAAGGCAUUCUCGAUGAUAUCGCUAGUAAGGCUGAGCUUACCAGAGACACCGAGAAAAAUCUUCGCGCAAAAAUCGAAGAAUUUUUAAAGAGUUUCUAAACUUUUGUAA